UCAGGCCUCAGUCGGUUGUUACCUUCACACAUGUCUCCUCUCUUUGUCUCUCUCUCUGUUCAUCAUGUCCAGCUGGAGUCUCCUCUCUGUUUACCUGAGUGCAGCUUCACUGAUCCUCCUGCUGACUGUUUCCGAGGCUCAGUAUUAUGACUUAACUCCGGCUCCAGACUACGACGACUACAACGCCACCUUCGAUUACAGCUUCUACAGUAACGCCAGUAGCGAGGACUUGGACAAGUUUAGCGAGAGAUUCAUCGACGAAGAGGAAGUGGAGGACACAGGAGAAGAGCAGGAGGAAGAGGAAGUGACUGUUACCACGGCAACCACCCAAGGAACCACAGAGCAAGGCAGGGUUGACGUUCGUAACGCUGCACCACUUCCUGUUUCUCUGGAAAUCAGAACGCUUGUCUGGACUCUAAUUAUCCUGAUCAGCCUGAACAUGCAGCAGCUACAACACAUACUAUGAGACUGAACACACACUCAGCAGCUGACGUCUGAUCAGCUCGAUCCUGAACAAACCAGAGUGGGUCACCUGAUCUGAGGUGGGAGGGGUUUCAGUCGCCUCCGUGACCUUUGACCUCUGCGGAGAGGAGCCACGGUCUCCUUCGGUGUGGGGGUUACAGGUGGACCUCAGCCAAUCACAGAGCACCACAGACUCUUUUUCGUCUUUCUCUUCAUCUUAUCACAAUGUUUCACUGUUUAUUUCAAUGUGUGAGAGACCAACCGAACCAAGAUCUUUAGAUUAUUUACAUAUAUAUGUAUAUAUAUGGAGGGAAAUCUGUAUAAAUUAUAAAUAUGGAAGUUUACCAAUGACAAAACAAAAUCAGACAAAUGAAGCUGAACAAGUUGAGUCACAAAAACUGUCAGAGAAUAAAAUUAACAAAUACAUUUAAAACUAAAAUAAAUUAAAAUUUUAAUAUCCACGUCAGAAUGAUCAAAUAUUUUUUUUCCUUGUGAAUAUCAUGUAUCAUGCUUAAAUCUGCCUACUUCUAUAAGUUUAACAUUCAGAGAGUUCAGAGUAGCUCUGCGCUGCUCUCACACUGGUUACAGCUGAUAACGCUGCCAAGGCCGACAGGGUCGUCAUGGAAACGUGGCGCCUACCCUCCGGUUCUCCCUCAGGUUAACACUGUUAGCUCUGUUAACAUUGUUAAAUAGCUCUGUUAGCACUGUUAACUUUGUUUGCACUAUUAACACCAUUACGUUGUUAGCUUAUGUUAGCACUGUUAACUUUGUUUGCAUUGUUUCCACCGUUAAAAUUGUUAGCUCUGUUAGAACUGUUUGCAGCUCUGUGAGCGCUGAACAGCCAGUUCAACUGUCGCACCAGCUAAAUAAACCUUUUAAAAACCUCUUGGAUCAGCUAGAAAAUGUUCAUCAUAAAGCCGAAAACAGGCUGUUUUUCUAUUUAGAGGUACGUGCUUCUAUAAGUAUAUAUACUCAUAUAUAAAAUGUGUGUAUAUAUAUAUAUAUAUAUAUAUAUAUAUAUAUAUAUAUAUAUAUAUAUAUAUAUAUGCUGAUAAAUUUAUGCUGAUGCAUGUGGAACUACGUUAGAGAGAAGAGAAUCUGAUUCUUCUUUGUUUUUUAAAUUUAUCUCCACGUUUUCAUCUGUAAAAUCGUUUCACAUGAGUUUCACUGUGAAUCAAACAGCAGCACUUUGUAAACAACCAGCACUUAUCAGUUAAAUGUGUUUUUACGUGUUAAAGUUUAGUUCUGAUGGAAAGAGUAUUAAUAAUAAGCUCAAUAGAGCAGUUUUUUUAAUUCACAUUUAAAACCGUCGGCACAGAAGGACGAACAUUAAGGAACUUCCAGAACAAUCUAGAACAGAUUUUUGUAUGCUUGCUUGUUUUGCAAUAAAAUGUCUGAAAAGUUAUCAACAGCUUCUUGUUGAUCAUUUAAC
Anoplopoma fimbria (sablefish) is the source of this 1894-nucleotide messenger RNA. RefSeq lists its product as uncharacterized. Bases 65 to 466 code for a protein of 133 amino acids. The record is from RefSeq and is a predicted model, not a curated record. Lineage: Eukaryota; Metazoa; Chordata; Actinopteri; Perciformes; Anoplopomatidae. The transcript is spliced from 5 exons.